Odobenus rosmarus divergens (Pacific walrus) is the source of this 942-nucleotide messenger RNA. RefSeq names its product processing of precursor 7, ribonuclease P/MRP subunit (S. cerevisiae) (gene POP7). The record is from RefSeq and is a predicted model, not a curated record. NCBI's taxonomy places the organism in Eukaryota, Metazoa, Chordata, Mammalia, Carnivora, Odobenidae. Gene Ontology annotation, cellular component: ribonuclease MRP complex; nucleolar ribonuclease P complex; nucleus. Gene Ontology annotation, molecular function: nucleic acid binding. Gene Ontology annotation, biological process: tRNA 5'-leader removal.
AAGAGGACUGUGGACUGGAGAGUGGCACACAGCAUGGCGGAAAACCGAGAGCCCCGCGGGGCCGUCGAGGCUGAGCUGGACCCGGUGGAGUAUACCCUUCGGAAGCGGCUCCCCCACCGCCUGCCCCGGAGGCCCAAUGACAUUUAUGUCAACAUGAAGACUGACUUUAAGGCCCAGUUGGCCCGCUGCCAAAAGCUUCUGGACGGAGGGGCUCGGGGUCAGAAUUCAUGCAGUGAGAUCUACAUUCAUGGCUUGGGCCUGGCCAUCAACCGUGCGAUCAACAUUGCUCAGCUUCAGGCAGGCAGCUUCAGGUCCUUGCAGGUGGCUGCCAAUACCUCCACCGUGGAGCUUGUCGAUGAGCUGGAACCAGAAACUGAUACACGAGAGCCUCUGACCCGCAUCCGCAACAACUCGGCCAUCCACAUCCGGGUCUUCAGGGUUGCACCCAAGUAAUGGAAAUGAGGAUGGCCGCCUUAUCCACCCACCCCCACGUAACUAGGCUCAGAUAUGGCUCUUCUUGUACUGAGUAUAGUCAUGGACCUUCUACCAGAGCCACGUAAGAAAAAGCCUGUCCCCUUACAGCCCAGAGGACUCUGAACUGUGAGGGAGAGUAUUGUCUCUUGUUGGGCCCAAGCAAUGGGUCUUCCCGAGUCUUUGUGGUCUGUGACCAUUGUCCUAGACAAUAAAAACUACCAAGUUGUGUUAGUAUGCAGCCACCCCACUGCCACUGUCUCUCCCCUGUGUAAAUUCUGUAUGUACGGGGAAAGGGAGAGUAGGAACCUUUACAAGUAUUUACAUACAGGAGGGAACCCCAGGUGUUUCUUGCCUUUGCAGAGAGCAGAGAUAGUACUAUGGACGGUGUAACAAAACAAACUUUGGUACAAGCAAAAGCCUGAGAAUCCCAGUGUUUGCUUUAAAUUUUUUUGUACUCUCAGAGGGAGG